AUGCGGAUCAGGACAAUCCUUACAGCAGGGGAUAUGAGCACGCUUUCAGCAAUUCUGUCCGGUGCCCUGGUAGACCCGUCAGCCCAGCGGUUGGCCCUGGCUAUUUACGAACGGGAAAAUGAUCAUACUACUAUCGAGUUUCGCCAUUUUCAGAGUACGAUGGACUACGAACUUGCUUGGAAGUGGAUUCGUAUCGUAACGAGCCUUGUUCAGGUAGCUUCGAAACCAGCAUCUGAAUUCGACCAUAAGCUGCAGUUGAUCGCAACCGAAUACCAGAGAAUGGAUGGCAGAUGGAGGCUGUACACAUGGGAUAAAACCUUUGGACAGGAGACAAUAGACCCAUGGUUAAACAGUUGGGAGUGGAUGCUCCCAAUUCUAGAUCUCCAAGACGAUGUCCCGUUCUGGCGCGAUUAUGUUGCCCGUCUUCCUGGGAGAAACGAACUUUCUUAGGGGGAUGUGAUUCCAGUAGUCGGCUAGAUCAAGCAAUGAGUGCGGAGCGUCAUAUUGUAUACACAGCGUUAUAGCGGUUACUUUUCGUAUUGGUAAUUCACUUGGACAGGUAGACUUAGUUACUCUGACUUCUUUCUCUUUGAACCUUAGUAUCCCGCCGGCGCUGGGCUCUCUCGGGACAAAGGGAACAAGAAGAUUAGCCAACAAUAAGCCAUAGAGGAC
This is a messenger RNA of Daldinia loculata, 672 nucleotides long. RefSeq lists its product as uncharacterized. The transcript has a single exon. The record is from RefSeq and is a predicted model, not a curated record. NCBI's taxonomy places the organism in Eukaryota, Fungi, Ascomycota, Sordariomycetes, Xylariales, Hypoxylaceae. Bases 1 to 450 code for a protein of 149 amino acids.